UCUGUUGUGGUGUGAUAAAAAUACGUUAGUAAUCAAUUGCAACUCCAACAGCAUAGACAUUUCUCGUCUUUAAAGCGCGUCUAGUCGUUGUGUUUUUACUUAAAUCCAUAAACGUGUAUAUUUUUUUUAACCCCCCAAAAAUUCAAACACCAAAAAAACGGAGGAUACUCUAUAAAGUGUAUUAAAUAAAAACAUUAACACCAACAACAAAUUUCUACGUUUCUACUAAAAAAUUUUAGUUUAGUCAACGUUUUGGUUUAUUGUAAAAAAACCUCAUAAAAGUUGUUGGUUUAUAAAACAGUUUUGUAUAAAACAGUUUUAUAUAUAUUUUUUUAAAGAAAUACCCCUCUCCAAAUAUCCAAAACACACACACUAACACAGCCAAAAUGAGGCCAUAUUUAAUAACAUUUGCCUGUCUCUGCUCUGCCCUCGCUUUUGUAACAGCCGUACCAGUGCCUGCCUCCAAUCAGGAACUAGAUGUGCUACAGAUUCCACUAUCAAAUGGAAAGGAAUUGGAUGUUUUAACAUUGGGCUCCCGAGACCAAGAACAAUUAAUAGCAGAACGUAAUAAAAGAACAAUAGGUUUAUUACGUGAUCUGUUUCCCGAUAUAACUAAGAAUGGUGCCACUGAUACACAAAUUGAUUUAUCGGCCAUUAACAAACAAUUGGAAGAAACCAUACGCGUUGCCAGACAAGUCAAAGAAGCUGAAGCCGCCGCUCAAGCUGUUGCUGCUCUCCAACAACAACAACAACCAGCUCAACUGCCCAUUCCUUCGCCCAAGAUUGAAGAGACCAUACAAUUGAGUUUCAACAAUGAAUUGAAUAACAUCGAUAAGCCCAAAUCGAUUAGUAACGAAUUACAAUUGAGCGAUUCCAAGUCACCAGCCAUCGAUGAAUUGACUUUGGAUUCAAAUGAAGAUACUGCCGAUUUGGAUGAUAGAAACAAGAGCAAUAUUUUCAAAAGGUUUUUGCAAUUCGGCGGUGCCGGUUUAGCUGGCGGUGCUAGCGGUGGCUCAAGUGCCGGUGGUGCUGGAGGUGCUGGCGGCGCUGGAGGUUCCGGUAACUUCUUAUUUGAUAUUGUCAGACUUUUCUCUGGUAGUGUGCAAACUCAAGCUGGUGAUGAAGCAGCCAAUAGUGUAAGCAGUUCCUCAGACAGUGAUUCCGAUAGCGAUAGCAAUCGUUCCAAUGAUGGUUACACGGAAGGUAUUCCCGGACCUGUAACCAGAUUAGUCGUUUUAGCUAACAGAGGUUUGGCCAAUUUGGUACAAGAUUUGAUUUUGCGUGUGGCUGCCACAAGUGAGAAAUUCGUUAACUUCAAGGCCAAACUCAUCACUGCUCUCAUUUAAAUCUUCAAGCUUUGUUCACACUUACUUCUUAUACUAUCAACAGCUGUUCAUUUCAAAAUUAGUCAAAUUUUCUUCUACAAAACAACGAAAUUCUUUUUUCCUUUACAAAAAAAAAAAAACUUUUUUAGUUUAAUUUAUUUUUUGCCUAAAAACACGAAGAACAAGAUAAAAUUAGUUAAACAAAAAACUUAAUUCACACAAAACUUUAUCUCACACUAUUCAUCACUAUUUUUUUUUUUUUUUUAUU
Messenger RNA from Lucilia sericata (common green bottle fly), 1593 nucleotides. RefSeq lists its product as uncharacterized. The transcript is spliced from 7 exons. The record is from RefSeq and is a predicted model, not a curated record. The coding region runs from base 387 to 1346 and encodes 319 amino acids. Lineage: Eukaryota; Metazoa; Arthropoda; Insecta; Diptera; Calliphoridae.